CUUAGAGAAGCACCCAGGCGGCAGGGGCCCAGGCCCGGCGGCUCCAUGCUGGGCCGGCGGCGGGGGGCUCCCACCAGCUACAGCCCCUACCGGGCUGGACAGCACGGGCCACGCAGGACAGGCUGGGACCCUGGCGUUCAGCUCAUGGAGCUGCCCAGGAAAGAUGGGCCUGACACAGUGUCCCUUGGACCCAGCCUGGAGCCGCCAAGUGCAGCCUCUAAUGCCAAGGCCACGGGCACCCUCAAACGACCCACCAGCCUGAGCCGCCAUGCCAGCGCUGCUGGCUUCCCGCUGUCCGGCGCCGGCUCCUGGACGCUGGGUCGGGGCCACCGCAGCCCACUGGCCGCAGCCAGCCCCGCUGAGCCUCCUGUCGAGGGUCCCUGCCCUGAUACUGGCGAGAUCUCUCACCUGCUGGCCGACGUGGGCCGCUUUGCCAAGGCCCUUGAGAAGCUCAAGGAGUGUGUCCUGAGUGACGACCUCCUCGAGGCCCGCCGGCCCCUGGCCCACGAGUACCUGGGCGACGCCCUUCGUGUGAUGCGCCAGAUCAUUUCCAGGUACCCGCUGCUGAACACCGUGGAGUCGCUCACUGCUGCUGGCACCCUCAUUGCCAAGAUCAGAGCCUUCCAUUAUGAGAGCAACCAGGAGUGUGACAAGCAGGAGUUUGAGAAGGCCCUGGAGACCAUCGCUCUCUCCUUCAGUAACACUGUGUCUGAGUUCCUCAUGGGGGAAGUGGACAGCAGCACUCUCCUGUCAGUGCCCCCUGGGGACCCCAUCCAGACCAUGGAGAACCUGUACAGCCCCGGCGGCGAGGGCGCCGCCCCCAGCGCGGAGGACUGCGAAGCCGGCUGCCUGGCCCCAGAAGAGGUGGACAUGCUGCUGCAGCGCUGCGAGGGGGGCGUGGAUGCCGCGCUGCACUACGCCAAGAACAUGGCCAAGUACAUGAAGGACCUCAUUGGCUACGUGGAGAAGCGGACGGCGCUGGAGAUGGACUUCGCCAAAGGCGUGCAGAAGAUCGUGCACAACUGCAGGCAAAGUUUCAUGCAGCAGCCCCACAUGCCGCUCCUGUCCAUCUACUCCCUGGCCCUGGAGCAGGACCUGGAGUUCGGCCACAGUAUGGUGCAGGCGGUGGGCACGCUGCAGAGCCAGACCCUCACGCAGCCCCUGAACCUGAGGCGGCUGGAGCACGAGAAACGCAGGAAGGAGAUCAAGGAGUCGUGGCACCGCGCCCAGAGGAAGCUGCAAGAGGCGGAGUCGAACCUGCGCAAGGCCAAGCAGGGCUACACACAGCGCUGCGAGGACCACGGCAAGGCCCACUUCCUGGCGGUCAAGGCCGAGGAGGAGCAGGCCGUCACGGGGCCUGGGGCCGCCGCCUCCAAGACCCUGGACAAGCGGCGGCGUCUGGAGGAGGAGGCUAAGAACAAGGCCGAGGAAGCCAUGGCCACCUACCGGACGUGUGUGGCCGAUGCCAAGACGCAGAAGCAGGAGCUGGAGGACACGAAGGUGACGGUGCUGCGGCAAAUCCAGGAGGUCAUCCGGCAGAGCGACCAGACCAUCAAGUCGGCCACCAUCUCCUACUACCAGAUGCUGCACAUGCAGACGGCCUCACUGCCCGUGCACUUCCAGAUGCUGUGCGAGAGCAGCAAGCUGUACGACCCGGGGCAGCAGUACGCCUCCUACGUGGGCCAGCUGCAGCGGGACGAGGAGCCCGAUGUGCGCUAUGACUUCGAGCCCCAUGUCUCCGCCAACGCCUGGUCCCCAGUCAUGCGCACCCGUAAGGGGAGCCUUGCCGGCGAUGCCACGGGGGCAGAGGCCACCGGCAGCCCUGAGGAGGAAGGUGGACCCAGCAAUGGCACACCUGCCAAGGAACACAGGGGUGGGCGUGGACACCAGGUGCACAAGUCGUGGCCCACCACCAUGUCAGACUCAGAGGGCAGCCUGGACCCCAGCCCUGGCUCAGGGGACUUUAAGAAGUUGGAGCGGAUGUCAUCCAGCGGCACCAUGUCGUCCAGCGAGGAGCUGGUGGACCAGGAGGGCAGCACAGGGCCGUCAGCCUUUGAGCAGGAUGACCUCAAUGGCAUGGCCCCCGAGCUGCCAGUGGCCAUGCCCAGUGGGCCUUUCCGCAACGUGGGGCUGUCCAAGGCUGCCCGCACGCACCGUCUGCGGAAGCUGCGCACACCGGCCAAGUGCAGGGAAUGUAACAGCUACGUCUACUUCCAGGGGGCUGAGUGCGAGGAGUGCUGCCUCGCCUGCCACAAGAAGUGCCUGGACACGCUGGCCGUCCGCUGCGGCCACAAGAGGCUCCAGGGCCGCCUGCGGCUGUUCGGCCAGGGCUUCUCGCAGGCGGCCCGCGGCGCGCCCGAUGGCGUCCCCUUCAUCAUCAAGAAGUGCGUCUGUGAGAUCGAGCAGCGGGCGCUGCACACCAAGGGCAUCUACCGUCUCAACGGGGUGAAGACGCGCGUGGAGAAGCUGUGCCAGGCGUUCGAGGCCGGCCAGGAGCUGGUGGAGCUGUCACAGGCCUCUCCCCACGACAUCAGCAACGUCCUCAAGCUCUACCUGCGGCAGCUGCCCGAACCUAUCCUCUCCUUUCGCCUCUACCACGAGCUCGUGGGGCUGGCCAAGGACAAUCUGAAGGCGGAGGCAGAGGCCAAGGUGGCGUCCCGGGGCCGGGCAGACCCUGCAGAGACUGAGGCCGCGGCCAUGGCCAUGGCGGGCCAGCUGCGGGAGCUUCUGCAGGACCUGCCCCCCGAGAACCGGGCCACACUGACGUACUUGCUGCGGCACCUGCGCAGGAUCGUGGCGGUGGAGCAGGACAACAAGAUGACUCCAGGGAACCUGGGCAUCGUGUUCGGACCCACACUGCUGCGGCCAAGGCCCACCGAGGCCACCGUGUCCCUGUCUUCCCUGGUCGACUACCCGCACCAGGCCCGCAUCGUGGAGACCCUCAUCACCCACUAUGGCCUGAUCUUUGAGGAGGAACCCGAGGAGGUGCCUGGGGGCCAGGAUGGCUCAGAGGCGGCACGGGCCGAGGCGGGGGUGCAGGCGCCCUACCCGGAGGGGAGUGCGGGGGCCACCGUCCCCCUGCAGGAGGCGGCGGAUGGCGGCCCAGAAUCCAGGGUGGCCUCCAAUGACUCUGAUUCUGAGGUAGAGGAGGCCUCAGAGCUGCUGUCCCCAGCGGACAGGGGACACCGCCUCAGUUUCCAGGAGAAGCAGGGCAGUGAGGCCAGCGCGGAGGUGGCCCAGGGCAGCCGCAGGGGCAGCGAGGAGCAACUGGGCGACAGGGAGGGCCUGACCCAGCAGCUUGCCGAGUUCAACGCCAACCAGUGCAACAACGUGGCUAAGGUCCCACUGCCCGACAUGGGACUCCGCGGUGGGCGGCUCGAGGCAGGCACGGGCCCGGGGCAGCAGCCAGAGUGUGUGUAGCUGGGGCGCCUGGCCGGCUGGCUGGUGGCUGAGGAGGUCUCUGGGGACGUCUAGUCACUGUGAGGCCUCAUGCUGCGAGCCCAAUGCACUGAGGCCACUGCUGGCUGCCUUUUCCAGAAGCUCCCAGGAGCACAGGGAGAGGCAGAGGCCUGCCCUGUAUUCGCCUGUGUGCCAGGGCUGUGUGAAGAAGCCAUGUGCACCCCUGCUGAGUGGCCCUGCCCUCGGAGCCAGCCACCUGUGGGCCACCAGGCUGCCAUGGAAGGCCACGCUGGAAGCCCGAUGGCGGGGUCCAGGAGGCAGUGUCGGGCCCCAUGGGGUGUAGGCAUGUGUGACGUCCAUCCCGGGUCAUGAUGUAGGUUUUUCAAGUGCACGUUUUGCUUAAAUAAAGUUUUAAAUCUGA
Messenger RNA from Lutra lutra (Eurasian river otter), 3820 nucleotides. RefSeq names its product Rho GTPase activating protein 45 (gene ARHGAP45). Lineage: Eukaryota; Metazoa; Chordata; Mammalia; Carnivora; Mustelidae. Gene Ontology annotation, cellular component: membrane. Gene Ontology annotation, biological process: signal transduction; activation of GTPase activity. The record is from RefSeq and is a predicted model, not a curated record. Gene Ontology annotation, molecular function: GTPase activator activity.